Prunus persica (peach) is the source of this 1277-nucleotide messenger RNA. RefSeq names its product MOB kinase activator-like 1A. Gene Ontology annotation, molecular function: protein kinase activator activity. The record is from RefSeq and is a predicted model, not a curated record. The coding region runs from base 292 to 942 and encodes 216 amino acids. Gene Ontology annotation, biological process: positive regulation of protein phosphorylation; signal transduction. Lineage: Eukaryota; Viridiplantae; Streptophyta; Magnoliopsida; Rosales; Rosaceae. Gene Ontology annotation, cellular component: nucleus; cytoplasm. The transcript has 7 exons.
AGGAGAAUGAGCCAGGUUAGCAGGUUGGCAAUCAAAUGGAAAAGAAAGGAAGACAAGGUUCUCUCUCUCUCUCUCAGUCUAAGCUGUAAAUGACAGACUGGCAUGAGCGAGGUCAAGCAGAAAGAGGUGGGGAGAGAGAGACUAACUCUCUUUCUCUCUCUAAUAUAUAUAUAGAUAAAUGUUCAUAUAUAGUCUGGCUCUGUAUAUAUAUUCCUUCUUUCGUCUCGAAUUGGCCCUGUAUUAUCGCCUUGGAUUCUGCAGAGAGAGAGGGGUGAGACAGACAGAAACACGAUGAGUCUCUUUGGCCUGGGAAGCAGAAACCAAAAGACAUUUCGGCCUAAAAAGAGUGCUCCAUCAGGAAGCAAGGGUGCCCAGCUUCAAAAACACAUUGAUGCAACUUUGGGCAGUGGGAACCUGAGGGAGGCUGUUCGUCUGCCUCCCGGAGAAGAUAUAAAUGAGUGGCUGGCAGUAAACACUGUUGAUUUUUUCAACCAAGUGAACAUUCUGUACGGUACUCUCACUGAGUUCUGCACACCGGUCAAUUGUCCGACAAUGUCUGCAGGAUCGAAGUACGAGUACAGAUGGGCUGAUGGAGUUAACAUUAAGAAACCAAUAGAGGUCUCUGCCCCAAAAUAUGUAGAGUAUUUAAUGGACUGGAUUGAAAAUCAGCUUGAUGAGGAAUCAAUCUUUCCUCAAAGAUUGGGGGCACCCUUUCCAGCCAACUUCCAAGAUGUUGUCAAGACCAUUUUUAAGCGAUUGUUCCGUGUCUAUGCCCAUAUCUAUCACUCUCAUUUUCAGAAAAUUGUGAGCUUGAAGGAAGAAGCUCAUCUCAAUACUUGCUUCAAGCAUUUUGUUCUCUUCACAUGGGAAUUCCGCUUGAUUGACAAAGGGGAGCUUGCACCUCUUCAGGACCUUGUUGAGUCCAUUCUACAGCCCAAGUGAUUGUUGAAAUUUUGUUCUUUUUUUGGGUACUAUUAUGGAUAUGGGUACACAUUUUUGCCAGCUUCUGCUUGCCCAUGUAAUUUUUGUGCAAUGAGAUGCCUUCUUUUAAGCACCCUCUUCUGUUUCUCCUCUAUCCCUCUCGUCCUUGUGAAGAGCCAUUCUUAGUUCUUGUGAAUUUGAAGGGAACUGUUUCUGGUUGUAAUUUUUUAAUUUCAGCCAAUUGUUACCCUUGUCAAAUUCUGUUUGUGUAAAGCUGCCAAAAUGGCCAGUCAUACACCAAUUUGGAUGAUUGGAUAGAAUUGGUAAUUUCAUUCAAGGUUACUUUUAAAACCAAA